Messenger RNA from Hippocampus zosterae (dwarf seahorse), 549 nucleotides. RefSeq names its product NOP10 ribonucleoprotein homolog (yeast) (gene nop10). NCBI's taxonomy places the organism in Eukaryota, Metazoa, Chordata, Actinopteri, Syngnathiformes, Syngnathidae. The transcript has 2 exons. The record is from RefSeq and is a predicted model, not a curated record. Gene Ontology annotation, molecular function: box H/ACA snoRNA binding; telomerase RNA binding. Gene Ontology annotation, biological process: snRNA pseudouridine synthesis; positive regulation of telomerase RNA localization to Cajal body; ribosome biogenesis. The coding region runs from base 123 to 317 and encodes 64 amino acids. Gene Ontology annotation, cellular component: box H/ACA snoRNP complex; box H/ACA telomerase RNP complex.
UUUAAACCGGAUAUCCGCCUUUUUAUCCCAUUUUCUCAACAACGUGGUGUGGUGUGCACUUUACGGACAAAAUAGUUGCAUUUUGCUGUUGCGUUUUUCUGCGUCUUUUCCUGACUGCCGAGAUGUUCCUGCAUUAUUACCAAGACGAGAAUGGACACAGAGUCUACACUUUGGAGAAAGUGGCACCUAACAAGCGGCCCACCAGCUCGGCGCACCCAGCCCGCUUCUCUCCAGAUGACAAGUUCUCACGGCACCGGGUGACCCUGAAGAAACGAUUCGGACUUCUACUCACCCAACAGCCUCUACCUAUUCUCUGAAUGAAAUCCCACCAACAUUUGGAGGGAUGCCUGGAAUGCACGAAAGAGAAGGAAACAUAUGAGAUUGCAACAUGCCAGGACUUGUCCAGAAUUCCUCGCCUAAAAGUGUGUUGCGUAAUGUUCACAUCGCAAUGAUUUUUUUUUUAAAAUACAUUUGGUUUUGUGUUAAAUCUAUCCAGUAAACAUGAAGAGAUAAGAGCACCUGUAAUAAACAUGAUAAAACAAAAAUCUA